Thamnophis elegans (Western terrestrial garter snake) is the source of this 5056-nucleotide messenger RNA. It is a transcript of the gene STXBP6, whose product is annotated as syntaxin binding protein 6. Gene Ontology annotation, biological process: exocytosis; Golgi to plasma membrane transport. The record is from RefSeq and is a predicted model, not a curated record. Gene Ontology annotation, cellular component: plasma membrane; exocyst. Lineage: Eukaryota; Metazoa; Chordata; Lepidosauria; Squamata; Natricidae. Gene Ontology annotation, molecular function: phosphatidylinositol-4,5-bisphosphate binding. The transcript has 6 exons. Bases 275 to 907 code for a protein of 210 amino acids.
GCUGGGCAGCCCCGCUCUGCUGGCAGGGAAAGAGCAGUAAGAGCCGCUCCAGUUAAAGUGCCUUAGAGGAGCGUGGAAGAGGAGGAGGAGGAGGAAGAAGAAGAAGGCGGCAAAGUGUUUUUUUUUAUUCCCUUGGAUUCAGGGGUCUGAUUGAGUAAUUACUGUUUGUUUUAGUGGCCGAACUCUUCAUUUCCCUUGGAGCCAUAGAAGGCAGAGAUCAGAGCUGCGGAACGGGCGGCGGGAAGGAACAUCUUCCAUCUGUGUCUGAUUUAUAAUGAGUGCCAAAUCUGCUAUCAAUAAAGAGAUUUUUGCACCACAUGAUGAAAGGAUGCUGGGUGCAGUCCAAGUAAAAAGGAGAACGAAGAAAAAGAUUCCUUUCCUGGCAACUGGGGGUCAGGGUGAAUACUUAACCUACAUUUGCUUGUCAGUGACAAACAAGAGACCUGCACAAGCAUAUAUUACAAAAGUUAAACAAUUUGAAGGUACUACAUCUUUUGCACGAAGGUCACAAUGGAUGCUUGAACAGCUUCGCCAGGUUAAUGGAUUAGAUCCUCAUCGGGAUUCCCCAGAAUUUGAUUUGUUGUUUGAAAAUGCUUUUGACCAGUGGGUGGCGAGUACAUCCUCUGAGAAAUGUACAUUCUUUCAAAUUCUCCAUCAUACUUGUCAGCGGUAUCUUACAGACAAAAAGCCAGAAUUUAUUAAUUGCCAGUCUAAAGCUAUUGGAGGAAACAGCAUAUUACAUUCAGCAGCAGACAGCGUGACGAGUGCAGUACAGAAAGCAAGCCAGGCUUUGAAUGAGCGUGGUGAAAGAUUAGGUCGAACUGAAGAAAAGACAGAGGAUAUGAAAAACAGUGCUCAGAAGUUUGCAGAAACUGCACACAAGCUUGCCAUGAAACACAAGUGUUGAAAAUGACGGUGUGGAGAUCUUUCUGAAUGGAACUGCAAAAAUAGGAUUGCCCAUUUUUAGUGAAAAUGCAAGUCUGUCUCUUUUCCAACAAUUUGGUAAUCAGUUCCAAUUAUCAUGUAGGAAAUUAGUAUUCCUACUUUUUCUAUUGCUAGGCCAUUCAGUGUCUGUCUUUUUUUAAUAUUUAAAAUGAGAUGGUGUUAAUAUGUAAAUUGGACCAAAGGAUAUACUAAACUGCACUGAAAUGCAAGAAUCUAUUGUUCCCAAUAUUGUGUAGGAAUACAGUAUUGUAGCUGCAGGAAAGGUGAUCAAGUGACAGUGAAAUUCAGUAAUUGUUAUAAAAUGGUUUCUUAGAGCAAAUUUUGAAGUAAACGUGUUCAUAACUUAUGAAGUGUUCAUAACUUCUAUCACAGGGCAACAAAACUAGGUUGCUAUGAAAAACAGCUUGACUUCUCAGUUCUACCAUUUUUAGUCAGCUUAUUUUGCACAUUUCAUCACUAACAUGGUAAAUUUCAAUUUGAAUUGUCCAUCAUGUUGUCAACACUAUUUUUUUCCUUAUGGUCUGAGUUUAUUUUAAUGUUACCAAAAACACAUUAGAAAUGUUAAGGAAAGGCUAAUUAAAUUGAUAAAUAUGUCAAUAUUUUAUCUGGAAUCUAACUCUUACCUUUUUUAAAUGGAACAAAAUGUCCUUCUAAAUAAACAUUAUAUUGAAACUGCUUCAAGAAUUAAUACAUGCACAAGCACUAUUGUAAGUGUUUUGAAUUCUUCUAUUGAUAAGCAUGCUUCAAAUUUAUUGCUCAAAGUAAGACUUGCUAGAGUUUUCCUAAAUAGUGUAAUCUGGACCUAUGAAGAGCAUAUAGAAGUACUUCAGUCUAUUUGCAGUCAUUGGAUCAUAUUCAUUCAUUAUAAUUAACAUUAUUUAUAAUAAAAUACACAUUUCCACUUUUCAUUUUAUAAAACGCAAAGUUUUCUUAUUUGCAAAAAAAUAUAUCCUUUAAAACAGAUUUUUACAUGCAUUGAAGCCUUCUGGCUUAUUCCUGGUUUUCAUCCUUCCAAUGCUAGUCUGGAGAACUGAAUUGAACAUUCAGUCUAGAUAGUUAUGUCAGAUUUGUCAGCACGCAAUAAUUGGAGUGGUAAUGUAGAACCAUUAACUUCCAAAUUUUGGCUGGGGGAAAGGAGCUGAUUAGGAAGCUUUUUCUCCUGUUAGCACUGAAUUUAUGUCUGACCUAAAAUGAAAAAUGCACAAACUGCUUAAACAGCCCCAUAAUGAAUCUAUAAAAUUCUGGGUAGAAUCAUGGGCAUGCAUAGCCCAUUACAAAAAACUCCUAAAAGCUUGAAAUUUACAGUGUUUGAAAUUCAAAUGUCUAGGUCAAAAGAAAAAGAAAAAGAAACCCUUACACCUACAGGGUUUAAUAUUUGGGUGACAAUGAGAAAAGCAAUAUAAGGCAGUCUAGGGAUAUUUUGAAUGGAGUGAUAAUUCUUAUGGAAAGUCACUUUUAUAUUCUCUCAUGUUUGUAUAAUUAUGAACCAAGAGGGAAAAACAGUAUAGGUAAAGAAUUAAAUCAUUAUGGAGAAAAGGCAUCCAGUUAACUGCGUAUUGUAUGUCAUCAUAAUGUAAACAUUUUAUAGGCUCUAUUUAUUUUUAUGGGUAAUUUACUGACUGAUAGCCCAGGUUUGACAGCUGCAUGGACUUCCAUCAAUAUGGUCUCUAUAGCAUACUGUGGGCUACAUUCGAUUAUAAGUUUACAUAGAAGUUAUUUUUAUUUCCUUUGUUAAAUCAUUUUAAUGUAUUAUCAUUAUUUAUUUUGCACAUUUUUUAAAAAAAGUUCAUCUCAGUUGAUGAAACUGGCUUUUUGUCAAUGCAGGGAUUUUUUUUCACAUGCCAAAAAAUAAAAUUCUCAAGUCAUUUCAUCGACUUGAUACAUUCAGAAACUAAAACCUAAUUUCUGUUUCUACUACUAAGUAAAUUUAAGUUACGUGAUGUUUUCUUAGGAUAAUUAGAAACAAGUGUGCUUAUACUGAAAAUAAAUGUGAUUGUAUUAAAAAAUGUCCUCCUGGAAAAUUGAUGUAAUAGUCAAUUAUAGUGUUAGAUAUUUGUGUACAUAAAUUAUACAGUAAUAUUUCAUAUUAAAAUGUAUUUGUAAAAAGUAGCAAGAUCAAUAGUUUCAUUAUCACCUUUUUAAAGUUCUGCAAAGAAUAAAAAAUCAGAAGUUAUUAAGAUAGUCAUACCUGCCUCAUGCUGUUGCUAGCAACAUGUUGUAAGUUAAUGUGAAAAUAUUUAACAGAAUUGCUCUCUUAAUGAGUGAACCUAACCUUUAUUUUAAUAUGCCAAAAUUGUCAAUAUUUUCUGUUGUCCUGAAGCUUAAUUUUUUGCUACUCUAAAAUAAAUGAAGGUACUUUGCUCCAUUGCUAUAUUUCACAGACAUUAUGUUUGUCAUUUAAAGUUUUAGCCAUUAAUUGAAAUAUACUUUAGUAUCAAUGAUAGACAACCUUAAGACAGUAUAUAAUUCCCAUACCUAUUUUUGUAGCCAUCUAGAAGGACCCCCUACCUUUUAAAAUCACUUUUGAUCAUCUCCCAAGUUGAGUUUUAAAAUAGAUGUAUUAAUGCUUUGGGAGGCUCUUGUACUACUUCCGUAUUCACUCUCUCCCAGGACUACCAUCCUCCCCAUUUGAAAAAGGGCUGAACAUUUCUUCUCACAGACUCUGCUGUUGUCCCCGCACAACUAUCACAUUCCCUGUGGCCCUCAGAUGCCAGGAAACAGAUACAGCUCUAAGAAAGUGGAGAAAACUAAUCCUUAUCUAUAUUAUUGAAGAGGUAGGAAGGGUGUACAUUAUAGCUACACAUGUUGAAUCCACAUGCAUUCAUUUUUUUGGCUUACAUUCUUUUGGGAAAAGACAGCUUUAAUGAGUUAUAUAUGAAAGCAUAUCUUGACUGCAUAUGUUAUCAUUACUGCUAGAUCUCAUUGCCAUAAUUUACCUGGUUUCAAGUAGGUUCAAAUUCAUAAUGAACGAAACGUUAUGACGUGUUGGCUGAUUCAGCUUUUUCUUUGCCUUAGAUCCAAUAGAGCCAAGAUUUCUGUCUGUGGUUACUAAACAAAUAGUGUGAUCCCGUCUCAACAUUUCUUAUUUAAAGUGGGCAUGGACCAUCAACCUGGACCUCUAAAUUAUAUCUUUGGACCAUGUGCAAAAGUGAUUCUCUUCAGCUUUUCAUGGCUUACACUCUGUGCAUAGGCUAAAAUGUCACCAUUUUAUUUUACCUGCAUAGUAUAUAGAAGGCAACUUAUACGAGGGCCUGCAAACACGUUAAAUGCAAACUGAGGCAUAGCUGCACCUCAGCAAACAUAUCAUAUGUGCAAAUAGCCUAUGUGUUUUUAUGUUGUGCACAUGUUUAUAUACUUGCAUACCAUAUAGCUUUUCUAAGUUUCAUCUGUCCCAUUUAGAGGUUGCCUCUUGUGGAAUCUUAGCUUUAAUCCCUUCCUUCCUUCCUUCUGGCAGAAGUGCCUAAUAAAAUAUUAACAUAUUAAAGGCCCAUAAGGAAUCAGCCACUCAAACUGAAGAUUUCAUGGCUCAACUUAUUGUAUAUAUGCCUUAACAAAAUGAUUUACACAACCCUGGCCAUGGGUUUUAAUCAUUACUUCAGAAAGAUGACUGACUAUGAAGAAUGUAAUUAUAUCCUGUGGCCUGAUAAUGUGUGCAGUUUCUUGUAGAACAACUUCGUUGUUCAGCAUUGUCAUAUCUUGCUUUGCUUUGUUGAGAAUUAUUUUGUUUUGUUUUUAUCUGUAUUGUAAAUAUUCACUUUGCUAAAAAUAUUAUUUAGCCAUAUGUUGCAGGCACAUUAUUAAGUUGUUUCAGCCAUAUACUCUCUCAAAAGUUAAAAACACUGUAGCUAUAAUUAUUCCCAGGACCUACAUCACAUUGCUGAAGGUUGAGAAUGAAUUGCCAUCCCUCUGAAGGUUGAGAAUGAAUUGCCGUCCCUCUCUUAGCCUAGGACUAUCUGGACUCAUGAAUUAAGAUGCUGGUUGUAUACAAUUUAUAUUUUGGCAACAUUAGAAUUUAUUAUAUGCAAUAUUUUGGUUUUCAUUGUACUGUAUGUAAUUCAUAUCAAAUUGUACAGUUACAAUUCAGUUUUCAUAAUAAAUAUUUUAUUAAGUA